AUGGACCAGCCCUUAGAGGCGCCCGUAGCUCCCAUUGAUCCGUUGUUUGACAUCCCUGCUGAUUUUGACAUGGACCUUGUUGACCCUGAGCCUGUCAUGGCCCCAGAGCCUGUUGUUGCUCCUGAUCCUGCACCAGAGCACGACCAUGUACUUGAUGAUGCACCAGCUCUUGCACCACCCAUUGCUGACCUACCCAUUGUUGCACCACCAUUGGUGGACGACCCUAUUGUUGAUGUACCAUUACCUGAUCCCAUGCCGGCAUUGCUUGACCGUGCACCUUUCGCCGCACACAUAGAUCCUCGUUAUGCCGACACCCGCAACGGGUGGAUCGAGGAUGAUGACGAUUACCCACCGUUUGUGCUACCUGUCACUCCUCCAGUAGCACCUGUUUCUGCACCCACUGAUAUUCCAUUGUUUCCCACACACACCACUGACGUUCAUCGCACUGAUCUUCCCAUUACAUUCCUCCAGGACAUACCGCCACCUCAUCCUAGAGAAGGUUCAUCGAGGCAGCCGUCUGUUUCUGUCCCACCCGUACUGUCAUCAUCAUUUCCGUUUCAGUCACAGUUUCCUCAUGUUGCACCACCUACUGCACCGUCUUUCAUACCAUCGAGCGACCCAUUUUUGUGGAGUACACCCCAUGUUAUGCCAUUGUCUGACCCGUACCACCCAUUUCACGUGGGGUACACUACGGAGGAUAUACUUGCGUCGCUGCAGUUACAGUAG
Helianthus annuus (common sunflower) is the source of this 726-nucleotide messenger RNA. Its product is annotated as proline-rich receptor-like protein kinase PERK9. Lineage: Eukaryota; Viridiplantae; Streptophyta; Magnoliopsida; Asterales; Asteraceae. The record is from RefSeq and is a predicted model, not a curated record. The transcript has a single exon. Bases 1 to 726 code for a protein of 241 amino acids.